Aspergillus homomorphus CBS 101889 is the source of this 756-nucleotide messenger RNA. RefSeq lists its product as uncharacterized. The transcript has a single exon. Lineage: Eukaryota; Fungi; Ascomycota; Eurotiomycetes; Eurotiales; Aspergillaceae. The coding region runs from base 38 to 610 and encodes 190 amino acids. The record is from RefSeq and is a predicted model, not a curated record.
GUGACACCGGCACUAAAACUCGAGAUCCGACUUCACCAUGUCUACGGGAAGAGCUCAUGUUCACUUCGACGAGAAGGAGUGCCUCAGCACGAAGUCAUCUCAUGCUUCGCCGGCCCGGUCUCCGACACCGAGCCCCGGGGCUUUUCUGCAGAGUAUCGAGACGCCCGUCGACCAAGUGGUCCCUCUAGAGGCCACUUGGGCAGAGCAUUUUAAGAAGCACGCCGUGCCAAGAAAGAAGAGCCCGCCCGUGCCACCUCGCCCCCAGAAGGUGAAUCGCCCUCAGAAGGCAGCCUCUCAGAAGUCCACUGGGACGAAGGACUCUACCAAGGGCAAGGCCACGAAUUCCCCCUACCAAGUUGUGCCUCUUGAGCGCACUUGGAGUGAGCACUUUAGAAAGCAUGCAGCGCCGAGAUCGCCGCGGACCAGGUCUCCGCAACUGAGCCGCUGCAUUUCGUCUUAUGAGAAGUGUGACUAUCACCACGGGGAUUUCACGCCCGGGGUGAGUGGAAGUCCUCCCAAGGAGGUCUUGGAGUGGGGGGCCGCUCAGCCCACACCUCUGAAGGAUCUCAUUGAGUUUGACGAUGACAGCUCUGUGUCAGUGUCACAGUAGGCUGAAUUCACCUAGAAGAUGGUUGCGGUUUGUACUGUUGUUGUUGUGGUACUGACUGAACCUUACUUUCCUUCCUUAUCUCAAUAGCUUAUCUCUCAAUCAAAGAAAACAGCGAUUUCCCCGCAGCAAUUCAUCAUUUCGCUCUC